Molecule: messenger RNA, 1014 nt
Organism: Peronospora matthiolae
Lineage: Eukaryota; Oomycota; Peronosporomycetes; Peronosporales; Peronosporaceae
Source: the annotation of a GenBank genome assembly
AUGACAGCGGAGGGCAUGUGUGCCAAACGACGAACCACUUACCAGAACAUGCACGAGAUUGUCAAGUUGGCCAAGAAGUACUCACCUAAGCUCGUGAAAGGCUACAGUGCAGGCAACAUUUCUGUGGUGGAUAAGAAGAGUUGGUUGGAAGUCUGCGACCGUAAGCACCGGUACGGCGCCAACCUGCGGGCAUACUAUAAAGAAUGGAAACGGCAACCCAUGGAGCCUAUGAAGCCAAGUUUCUGGGAGUGGCUGGACGAUGAAUCAAUUGAAGUAGCUGGUGUCCCGCGAACGAAGCUCGAGCGAGAGACUGUUCUCUAUUGUGACACAGCCGCAGAGCGCCAAAAGUUUGCGCUGUCAGUGCAGAACGGCGUAAUUGUGCGUGAUUUUGGACAAGAAAUCGUGGAAACAGGGCCGGAUGGAUGGAUUUUUGUUCUGCGCGAUGGCGUUCUCUAUGGCUGUCAGAAGGAGACGAAGAAGAUUCCUCGGAUUCACCACACGAGCUUUGUUGGCGGAGAAUGUGUGCAGACGGCCGGUAUGAUGGUGAUCACUGAAGGGGUGAUUAAGACUAUUUUCCCGCAUAGUGGUCAUUACCGGCCGUCCGAGUACGAGUUACUAGUGCUAUUGCGCUUUCUAGUCAAGAAUGGUGUGGAUCUGAGCGCCGUCGAUGUCGACGUACAGCGGAUCCAGAAGGUCUACCGUGAAUCGGUGAACGGUACCCUUGUACGGAAGUUGGACAAUGCACAUUUCUGGAACGCGUACCGUGUAUGGUACUUCUUGGAAGAGAAGCAUCUUGCGUGGAAAAUUGGCUUGUUCGACGAGCUUGUUGAGACGGUAGGUAAGAUGACGGAUACGCACGUGUUGCUCGAGCGAGCUGAAAUCUUGGGCGAAAGUACUGUAAAGGAGAUGAACGAUGAUGCGUCUGAGAAAUCGUUUCAUGACGGCAGAUCUCGUGCGUUUUCUCUUUUGCAUCCUGCUUACGACUGUUCGACUUGCGAAGGUGUGGUGAAGUAG